GCAAAUGGCCCGGGUUCUCCCCCAGUGCCUGACUUGCGUUCGCUGGGAGGAGAGCCGCAGAGGGAGCGCGCGUUCGGAGCGGGCUGCUCUCGCUGCGACCACAGGCUGGUUCGCGCAGGCUGUCCUUCUCCUUCAAAACCGUGCAUCCCCUCCCCGAAGCAGCAGGCAGUGUGCCUCCAUUCAGCCACAUUUGGUAUGCAUGAGCACGGCUGCAGGGAGAGGGGAGGUGGCUUUCUUAAGAAGGUUCCGUGGCUCAGGCAACGCCACUUGACUAGUCUCCCAAGUUCCAGCAAGCCUCUGCCCUGAUGGAAUUUGCAGGUGUGGAGAUGACCAUGGGAUGCCAAGGCCGUGGGGGACCGUUUGUUUUCUAGGCAUUGCUCAGGGUUGCAGUUUUUGGUUCUCCCGGUGGAAUUUGGAAGGGGUCAUGAAUCAGACUGAUGCUCCUCGUCCCCUAAACUGGACCAUCCGGAAGCUGUGCCACGCGGCCUUUCUCCCAUCUGUCAGACUUCUGAAGGCUCAGAAAUCCUGGAUAGAAAGAGCAUUUUAUAAAAGAGAAUGUGUUCACAUCAUACCCAGCACCAAAGACCCCCAUAGGUGUUGCUGUGGGCGUCUGAUCGGCCAGCAUGUGGGCCUCACUCCCAGUAUCUCCGUUCUUCAGAAUGAGAAAAAUGAGAGUCGCCUCUCCCGAAAUGACAUCCAGUCCGAGAAGUGGUCCAUCAGCAAGCACACACAGCUCAGCCCGACGGAUGCUUUCGGGACCAUUGAGUUCCAAGGAGGUGGCCAUUCCAACAAAGCCAUGUAUGUGCGAGUGUCCUUCGACACAAAACCUGAUCUCCUUCUGCACCUGAUGACCAAGGAAUGGCAGCUGGAGCUUCCCAAGCUUCUCAUCUCCGUGCACGGGGGCCUGCAGAACUUCGAACUGCAGCCAAAACUCAAGCAAGUCUUUGGGAAGGGGCUCAUCAAAGCGGCCAUGACCACCGGAGCGUGGAUCUUCACGGGAGGGGUUAACACAGGUGUUAUUCGCCAUGUUGGAGACGCCUUAAAGGACCAUGCAUCCAAGUCUCGAGGGAAGAUAUGUACCAUAGGCAUCGCCCCCUGGGGAAUUGUGGAAAACCAGGAGGACCUGAUUGGAAGAGAUGUUGUCCGGCCAUAUCAGACCAUGUCCAACCCCAUGAGCAAGCUCACUGUUCUCAACAGCAUGCAUUCCCACUUCAUCCUGGCCGACAACGGGACCACCGGGAAAUACGGAGCUGAGGUCAAGCUGCGGCGACAACUGGAAAAGCACAUUUCUCUCCAGAAGAUAAACACAAGAUGCCUGCCGUUUUUCUCUCUUGACUCCCGCUUGUUUUAUUCAUUUUGGGGUAGUUGCCAAUUAGACCCAAUUGGAAUCGGUCAAGGCGUUCCGGUGGUGGCGCUCAUUGUGGAAGGAGGACCCAAUGUGAUCUCGAUUGUCUUGGAGUACCUUCGAGACACCCCUCCCGUGCCUGUUGUUGUCUGUGAUGGGAGUGGACGGGCAUCUGACAUCCUGGCAUUUGGGCAUAAAUAUUCAGAAGAAGGCGGACUUAUCAAUGAAUCUCUGAGGGACCAGCUGCUGGUGACCAUCCAGAAGACUUUCACGUACACUCGGACCCAAGCCCAGCAUCUGUUCAUCAUCCUCAUGGAGUGCAUGAAGAAGAAGGAAUUGAUUACGGUAUUCCGGAUGGGAUCAGAAGGACACCAGGACAUUGACUUAGCUAUCCUGACAGCUUUGCUCAAAGGAGCAAAUGCCUCGGCCCCCGACCAGCUGAGCUUAGCUCUAGCCUGGAACAGAGUGGACAUCGCUCGCAGCCAGAUCUUUAUUUAUGGGCAGCAGUGGCCGGUGGGGUCUUUGGAGCAAGCCAUGUUGGAUGCCCUAGUUCUGGACAGAGUGGAUUUUGUGAAAUUACUCAUAGAGAAUGGAGUAAGCAUGCACCGUUUUCUCACCAUCUCCAGACUAGAGGAAUUGUACAAUACGAGACAUGGGCCCUCAAACACAUUGUACCACUUGGUCAGGGAUGUCAAAAAGCGAGAAUAUCCAGGUUUCGGUUGGAUCUAUUUUAAGGGGAACCUGCCUCCGGAUUACAGAAUUAGCCUGAUCGACAUCGGCCUGGUGAUCGAAUACCUGAUGGGCGGGGCUUACCGCUGCAACUACACGCGCAAGCGCUUCCGGACGCUCUACCACAAUCUCUUCGGCCCCAAGAGGCCUAAAGCCUUGAAACUACUGGGAAUGGAGGAUGAUGUCCCCCUGAGGCGAGGAAGAAAGACCACCAAGAAGAGAGAAGAAGAGGUGGACAUUGACUUGGACGACCCUGAGAUCAACCACUUCCCUUUCCCUUUCCACGAGCUGAUGGUGUGGGCCGUCCUGAUGAAGAGACAGAAGAUGGCCCUGUUCUUCUGGCAGCACGGCGAGGAGGCCAUGGCCAAGGCCCUGGUGGCCUGUAAACUUUGCAAAGCCAUGGCUCAUGAGGCUUCAGAGAAUGACAUGGUUGACGACAUCUCCCAGGAGCUGAACCACAACUCCAGGGACUUCGGCCAGCUGGCUGUGGAGCUCCUCGACCAGUCCUACAAGCAGGAUGAACAGCUGGCCAUGAAGCUGCUGACGUACGAGCUGAAGAACUGGAGCAAUGCCACCUGCCUGCAGCUCGCCGUGGCGGCCAAGCACCGCGACUUCAUCGCGCACACGUGCAGCCAGAUGCUGCUCACGGACAUGUGGAUGGGCCGGCUGCGCAUGCGCAAGAACUCCGGCCUCAAGGUAAUUCUGGGAAUUCUACUUCCUCCUUCAAUUCUCAGCUUGGAGUUCAAGAACAAAGACGACAUGCCCUACAUGUCUCAGGCCCAGGAAAUCCACCUUCAAGAGAAGGAGCCGGAAGAGCCAGAGAAGCCCACAAAGGAAAAAGAUGAAGAGGACAUGGAAUUGACAGCAAUGUUGGGACGCAACAACGGGGAGUCUUCCAGAAAGAAGGAUGAAGAGGAAGUUCAGAGCAGACACAGGUUGAUCCCCCUGGGCAGAAAAAUCUAUGAAUUCUACAACGCACCCAUCGUGAAGUUCUGGUUCUACACCCUGGCGUACAUCGGGUAUCUGAUGCUCUUCAACUACAUCGUGUUGGUGAAGAUGGAGCGCUGGCCUUCCACGCAGGAAUGGAUCGUCAUUUCCUACAUAUUCACCCUGGGAAUAGAAAAGAUGAGAGAGAUUCUAAUGUCGGAACCAGGGAAGUUGCUGCAGAAAGUGAAGGUGUGGCUGCAGGAAUACUGGAAUGUCACAGACCUGAUAGCCAUCCUUUUGUUCUCUGUCGGAAUGAUCCUUCGUCUCCAAGACCAGCCCUUCAGGAGUGAUGGGAGGGUCAUCUACUGUGUGAACAUCAUUUAUUGGUACAUCCGUCUACUAGACAUCUUCGGCGUGAACAAGUAUUUGGGCCCCUAUGUAAUGAUGAUUGGAAAAAUGAUGAUAGACAUGAUGUACUUUGUCAUCAUUAUGCUGGUGGUACUGAUGAGUUUUGGGGUCGCCAGGCAAGCCAUUCUCUUUCCCAAUGAGGAGCCAUCAUGGAAACUGGCCAAGAACAUCUUCUACAUGCCCUACUGGAUGAUUUAUGGGGAAGUGUUUGCGGACCAGAUAGACCGUAAGCAAGUUUAUGAUUCUCAUACACCAAAGUCAGCUCCCUGUGGACAGAAUGAGACCCGAGAGGAUGGCAAAAUAAUUCAGUUGCCUCCCUGCAAGACGGGAGCCUGGAUUGUGCCGGCCAUCAUGGCCUGCUACCUUUUAGUGGCAAACAUCCUGCUGGUCAACCUGCUCAUCGCUGUCUUCAACAAUACAUUCUUUGAGGUAAAAUCCAUAUCCAACCAAGUGUGGAAGUUUCAGAGGUAUCAGCUUAUCAUGACUUUCCACGAAAGGCCGGUUCUGCCCCCACCUCUGAUCAUCUUUAGCCACAUGACCAUGAUCUUCCAGCAUCUGUGCUGCCGAUGGCGAAAACACGAGAGCGACCCAGACGAGAGGGACUACGGCUUGAAAUUGUUCAUAACUGAUGAUGAGCUCAAGAAAGUACACGAUUUCGAAGAGCAGUGCAUAGAGGAAUAUUUCAGAGAAAAGGAUGAUCGAUUCAACUCAUCCAAUGAUGAGAGGAUACGGGUGACUUCGGAAAGGGUGGAGAACAUGUCCAUGCGGCUGGAGGAAGUCAAUGAGAGGGAGCACUGCAUGAAGGCCUCGCUCCAGACCGUGGACAUCCGACUGGCGCAGCUCGAGGACCUCAUUGGGCGCAUGGCCACGGCCCUAGAGCGCCUGACAGGUCUGGAGCGGGCCGAGUCCAACAAAAUCCGCUCCCGGACCUCGUCUGACUGCACAGACGCCGCCUACAUCGUUCGCCAGAGCAGCUUCAACAGCCAGGAGGGGAACACCUUCAAGCUCCAAGAGAGUAUAGACCCUGCAGGUGAGGAGACCAUGUCCCCAACUUCUCCAACCCUAAUGCCCCGUAUGAGAAGCCAUUCUUUCUAUUCAGUCAAUAUGAAAGACAAAGGUGGUAUAGAAAAGUUGGAGAGUCUUUUUAAAGAAAGGUCCCUGAGCCUACACCGGGCUACUAGCUCCCACUCUGUAGCAAAAGAGUCCAAAGCUCCUGCAGCCCCCACAAACACCUUGGCCAUUGUUCCUGACUCUAGAAGACCGUCUUCGUGUAUCGACAUCUAUGUCUCCGCCAUGGAUGAACUCCACUGUGAUAUGGACCCUCUGGACAAUUCCAUGAACAUCCUUGGGCUGGGAGAGCCCAGCUUUUCGGCUCUAGCACCUUCCACAGCUCCUUCAAGUAGUGCCUAUGCAACUCUUGCACCCACAGACAGACCUCCAAGCCGGAGCAUCGAUUUUGAGGACAUCACCUCCAUGGACACGAGAUCUUUUUCUUCAGACUAUACGCACCUCCCAGAAUGCCAAAACCCCUGGGACACUGACCCUCCAAUGUACCAGAGCAUCGAGCGCUCCAAAAGUAGCCGCUACCUAGCCACCACUCCCUUUCUUCUAGAAGAGGCCCCCAUUGUGAAAUCUCAUAGCUUUAUGUUUUCUCCGUCGAGGAGCUACUACGCCAACUUUGGGGUACCCGUGAAAACAGCAGAAUACACAAGUAUUACAGACUGUAUUGACACAAGGUGUGUCAAUGCCCCUCAAGCGAUUGCUGACAGGGCCACCUUCCCUGGUGCCCUGGGAGGCAAAGUGGAGGAUCCAUUGUGCUGCCAUCCUGAGCGAGAAGCAGAACUGAGUCACCCCAGCUCUGACAGCGAGGAGAACGAGGCCAAAGGCCGCAGAGCCACCAUCACAGUACCCUCCCAGGAGGGUGAUAACUCGGACAGAACCCUGUCCAACAACAUCACGGUUCCCAAGAUAGAGCGUGCCAACAGCUACUCGGCAGAGGAGCCAAGUGCAUCAUAUGCACACACCAGGAAGAGCUUCUCCAUCAGUGACAAGCUUGACAGGCAGCGGAACACAGCAAGCCUGCGAAACCCCUUCCAGAGGAGUAAGUCCUCCAAGCCAGAGGGACGAGGGGACAGCCUAUCCAUGAGGAGACUGUCGAGAACAUCCGCCUUCCACAGCUUUGAAAGCAAGCACAACUAAACCUUCUUAGUCAGCACUGCAGGAGGCUCAAGAAUCCAGCCCUGAAAUCCUCCCUGAACUCCACCUGUUCCCCUUCCUUGAAGCUUACCUGCUUUAUUCUUAGCUGAGCAAAACAAGCAAUGCCUUGGGAGGUGUUAACUCGAAGGUGACCUCUGGGCCACAGAUCAGGAAAGCACUUGGUCUAGCCCAGUGCCAAACACAGGGGCUUUAAGUCAUGUUCACACUCGAUGGGUAGGGUGGGAAAAGAGGGAGAAGAAGGGGUGCGGUGAGCGUGUAGGUCUAGCGACUUCAGAAAGCCAUGAGCUCUGGGAAUGAAGGGGCUUCACGCACUCUCCAUGCCAGGAGGCAUCUUUCCAUUUCUGACCAUUAUCAAGAGUUUUAGGAUACAGGGCUAAAUUGCAAAAUAAGAUAAAAUAAAGUAGCCAGCAUACAAAUGAGAUAUUCUAAACUUCAAUUCUGUUUUCUUUUCACAUUGGCUCCAUCACUGGUGACUGAUGAAGAGCAUCCUUUUUAUUCAGUAUAAGCCGGCAGCAAGCAGUUCUACCUAACGUCCCACAUCCUUCUCAUGCCAACACUUCUGUAAUUGAUCAUUAUAAAGAAAAAACAAGGUAACAGUCAUAGUUCACCUGUCUCUUCUAUAUUCACUUCUGGUGCCACAACUGUUGAUCUUUCUUGAAGAAAAUAAAGGGAACAGAAAUGCCUUUUUGUGUUGCAAGCAAAAUGAAAGAAGAAUUGAGGCUAAAAACAAGGGUCAAGUAGUUUAUUACAGACAGUGGGCAUUCGAGUAUAGUCGAGCAAGCUCAGGAUGAAUGUAAUUAAAUAAUUUUAUAUUUUUAAUUUAUUUUGUACCUCACUUGUCAUCAAUGAAGUCACUCACUGAAUCUGUGAUAGUGAACUGAAAGAAAGAAAUAUAUAUAGUGGGCAGAACUCACCUAAAAUUGCCAUGUGGUAUACUGUUACAUUCUCACCCUUCAUGUCCCGUGUCAUGCUGCUGUGUGAUUGUCAUCAUUUGCAUGGCUCCCCCAUGUCUUCUGAACAUCUCCAAGAUGUAUCUAGAAAUUCUUCACACCACUCAUCACAUGACCAUUUUGUAUAUGAAGAUCUGAUCACACGUGGAUAUUUUCAUACCUAGAGUUUUGCCAUUUAAUCUGAGCUCAGCAUAAAUUUAAUUGGAGUUUUUCAAGGGCUGGUAUCUUUUAUAUGGAAAUGUUCCAAAGUACUUUUUAAGGAAGUUUCAAAUCAUAAAUAAUCUUAGAAUUGACUGGGAAUUUGGUACAACCCAAAGCCAUCAGUUGCAGGCCUACCAUGAAUAUUUUUCUUAUAUGUAGAGCUAUAAAAAUGAUAGAGUAGACCCAAGUAGAAAGCAAACCACAUAAAGACUUCUAUAGUAUAUGCUGCUUAUAUACCUAUAUAUGCAUUUACACAGAGACAUGUUUAUAUAUAGUAUAUAGACAGGCAUAUAGAGCUUUCUUCAGAGGCUUGGACUAUUCUAUCACCUUGAGGUAUAAACCAGGAUUUUUAAUAUCCAAGGAGUUCCAUUGAAAGAGCUCAUUCUGUUAAGUUGAAUUUUGACAGAUGUUGAAAUUAUGUUUUUGUUUUUUUUUUUAAAUCCCUAUAACCUUAACUCUUCCUUGUCCCAAACUAAAGUUGCCAAAAUGACUGGCUACCUGCCCUUUGCUUCUUUUCUGUCCGGAAACACUUGCUGCGAUGACAUCUUAUUUAGUCUGGUUUCUCCUGCACGAAGUGAUUACGCCAAGUACAGUCUGAAUUAGACAUGCAAUUCUAAACCAGAUAGUAUUACAGACUCUUUAAUACAGAUGUACGUUACUAGGUCAGAAUCUGGAUUUGAAGGGGGAUAAAGAAAUAUUGACCCUCAAAUGUUCCAAUUCCUUCUUGUGUCCCUGAUUUUCAAAAGAAUAAAAUCUUUAAGGAAAAUGACCUAAUAUUCUCAGCCCCCAAAAUACUAUGUGGUUCUCCCGUUGAGUUGUCAUUGGGAGCUCCAAAUUUUCUCAUUAUGUGAAAUCAAGUAAAUAUGUGGACUAAAGCUCUAGACUGUAAGGUUUUGUGUUUUUUUUUUUUUUUUUUUAAACCCCUCUGAACAAACCUUUUGGCUAUAGAAAUAGUUAUGAGGCCACAUACAAAGAAUUAAAGAAUUCCUUCACACUCUUUGGCAUUUGAGUAAAUCGGACACAAGCAACCAGACUCCCUUGUGUGUGAUUACUCUAGAAAUGCUUACAUUUUUAUUGAGUCCCACAUUGGCUGUUUCCCUUUCAGCAAAUAGGCAUUUGGUCUGAGAAAAAAUCAGUUGCCCUUAAACUUCCUUGAGCCAUGCAUCUCAGUGAGAAUCUGAUGAAAGCUCUGGGCCCUCUCCCCAGAAGAAAAUGUAUAUACAUGCAGCAUUGCAAUGUAACUUGAAAGGAGGGUCCAUGAACCCCUGGUUCCAGUUGCUUGAUAAUGAGGAAGAGGAACCAUGUUUGUUCAUAAUCGAUACGAAGUCCAAAUAGGCACUUUACAUUUGAGACCAUUUCUCUGUGAUUCUCAGGAAGGCCAAGUCUCAGCACCAGAGUUGGAACCAAGAUUUUGUUCUUUUCGUCCCUUAGAUUAUAUUUUGCUAUUUUGAUAUACUUGUAUCCUAAUGUUUGAUGAUUUAAGAAGCCAGAGGCUCUCUGAGUGAGUCUGUAGAGGAAUCCAGGAAGGAGGCAAAAACCAUUAUUCUUUGACCACAGAGCAGGACAUCAUGGUACCUCUAGGGCCCCAUUCUGGACCAGACGGAAAGCGAGGGAAAGAAAUUAUGUGCACAAGUGUUUCCAUUCAUCAUGAUUUCUGGAGAGAGCAGAACAGGACCGGGGAAAUGCAGUCCUUGCCAGUCCAGACCUCGUGACUGCCUGGUCCUUUUGUCGUACAGGAAAACGAAGCUCUUACCUCUUUGUGAUGUGUGCAAAAUAUAUAAGCCAAAUUUGAAUUACUUUAAAUGUAAACCGUGCAAUUCUCAUGAGCCAUUUCUUUCCUGUGCACAUACAUGUGUAUUCUGUCUCAAUCCAUUUCUUCCCAUUUCUGGGUUCUCCGCGCCCCGCCAUGGCAUUGACUCCAUGGUCUUGUGCAGUCAAGCUCGUGUUCAGCUCAUUUAUUCCAUCCCGUCCCUGAUCAAGGGGACGUUAAUUACCUGUCUCUAUGAGUUAAGCAGCUCAUGGGCAGCACAUUAUUGAGGAACAUAAAUAAAGUCAGAGAGAGCUCACAGCAGUAAUAGCUUUGGUUUCAUCAUCUGCUUCUGAGGUGCCAAUUUUUACAUGUUACUAUACGUCAUGAUUUGUUCUAAGUCACUUGUUCCUUUUGAAAAAAAAAAAAAAAAGAAAGAAAAGGGUGUUUUAUGAAAAUGGCCAUGGAAAUUCCCUGAUUGACCCAUACUUACAGUUAGAAACUUCCUCCUUGAUGGAUUUGAAUGAGGGGCUGGAAAACUUGGGCACAGUUGCCAUGGCUAGUUCAUACAUUUCUGCAAGCCAGAGGUGUAUUAGCAGGCAGAACAGAGCACUUUAACAGAACUGGCUUUCCUUUUAAGUCUAAACUUCCAGGUCUAGGAUAUAUAUUUAGCACUUUGAAAGUUCUCCUUAAAAAAAUACAUAUACACACACACAUACACACACAUACAUAUGUAUGUAUGUAUGUGUGUGUGUGUGUAUACACACACAUAUAUAUGUGAAUAUAUAUAUGAAUAAUACAGUGGGAAAAAGGUACUUGUAAAAACACACAGUGUGUUUCUUCUGAAUGUUUCAAAUGUAUUCUCAAAGAUGGUUUCUAUAGAUAAUAUUAUGGUAGAUAACUGGAUAGUACAUUAAUUCGACUUUCUGAGGCUCUGCAGUCUAAUCUUCCUGAAUGUUUGGCUGUGUGACUUCUGUCUUGGCAAUCAAUAUUAUCCAGUCAUCCAUCAUGCGCCAUCUAUAGACUGUGCCAUCCGAUGUGUCGAGCAAUGCUGUAUUAUAAAACACACAUACACAUAUAUGUAACCCAUUUUUCACCCGGCAUAGUUGUAGCAUGUGGUUGUAUUAAUGAACGUUACAGGACAGCUUUAUAAUCACUGGCCAAUCUGUAACAUUCAAUAAAGAAGCACAUGUUGCAAGGAUUAAGUAUGUUCCCAAUUCCACGUUAUUCAGCAUCCUCGCAAAAUGAGCACUUUGGUUCCCGAUCUGCUUUAUGGUUUUCGCAGUCCUCUAACCCUCAAGGAACUACUUGCCUGGGCCGAGGUCCGUCCUCUAACCAGCCCCAUGAGCCGUGGUAGGCAAGUUGGGUUUCGCAAAAUGCGAACUGGCCUGUGAUGCGAAAGACUCUGUGACAAAUGAACUUAAGAUAAUAUUUUCAACUCCAGUGUGGAAUUAGCUGUUUGUUUACAUCUGCUAACCCCCUGCGGAAGCAGUGUACAGUAUUUUAUAAAUAUGUUCAUUUAGUAACACUGAUACGUUUGUUUCUAGAUGAAGUGAUGCUAGUGUGUAGGUAGUUAUAUAUGUUCUCGAUAUUGCAUCUGACUCAUUAUUCUUUAACGAUAGCAAUGUAACUUAAAUGAAGUAAUCCCUCUCCAAAUCCAGUCUUAAUUUUGUGGCGACAAAAUGCAUGCUCUGCUUUAUGCGUUUCUUUUGACUUUUUAAAGACACUUAAUAUUUGACUAUUGCCUGCUGUAACACUUAACCCAGCUAGGAAUUCGCUCACAUUGUUGGGCUUCUUAUACUGUUUGGGGAUUAUGUUUAAUUUUUAAAAAUUAAAAACAAAAAAGUAACGAAGGGUUUCUUUUUAAUCUUAUUUUAAGCUCCGAACAAAUAAUAUGAAAUAAGGUAUUAACCACAGGGUGCGUAGCUAGGGGACCCAGAGAUGGCUGGCCGACACUGUGCAGGUGUUGGCGCAUCUGUGAUGUAGGAAAGACACAUUUCUGAUCCUUUAGGGCCACUGGGUGCAAAUCGCGAAACCAGAGAGGAAAGUGAGAAGUCCAUUCGGACAGUACAGAAAGCCACAGAGCAUUAUGAAUGAGUGGCCCAAUGACGCCCUUGACCUCCCUCCUACCUGGUGGCUUUUCUACCUUGUGUGCGAGCCUGGUCCAGAGGCGAGCGAGGGGUGGGUGACUGGGGGUCUGAUCCAGAACCAGGUAACUGAAGAAGGUUGCCUUUUAAAGAAAUCACCAUGUCAUUAUCAGAAGCCUCUCUUUUCCAAAUGGAAAGGAGCCACUUUGCACAGUCUUAUAAAUGACUGCUCUUCCAACAGGGAGAGAAAACUUCUCCCAGCCUCUGCUGGCCUAAGCUUUCUCUUCCCUUUCCGUGUCAAAUGUUCUCCUUCCCCAUACCAGAGUCAACCAAAGCAGGGCUUGGUUCUGAUUUAAGGAAAACAAGAUUUUUUUUUCUUUUCUUUUUUAAUCCACUCACAAAAGCCAUGUUGUUACCUUUUCUCUGAUGAGUUCCUUGCGCUGGUCGCUGCUAUGACAUCAAGACGUGACGAUCUCUAUAUGUCUGUCUGAGAAAGGGUCUCGAUGGCCACGUAAUCCACCUGGCAGUAAGAGUGAGGUGAAUUUUCCCUUCCCUAAGUUCCCUUGUCUGCCAGCCCCCUUAAGCCUCCAGCCCCUUGCCUGUCUGCAUAGCGUUUAUGUGCUGGAAAGUGAAAAGGGCACACAUGGCCACAAGUCGGUGGGCUCUCUGCAGAGCUUCGGUACCAACCUUGACCCAGGCCUUCCUCCGGGACGGGCAGGCUGCCCGGAGCAUUGGGCCACAGAAGUAAGUUCAGCUUGGCCCCCAGAUGUGCAGCUUUCUUCACCCCCCUAACUUUCUUCUUUUCUCUUGGCCCAGCACAACAGGCUUUUUGCCAAACCCACAGACCCUUGGUCCUAUGACCUCAGCACCCCGUGGAGCCUGGCACAGUAAGCUGAAACACGGGCUCCUUGGAACAGGUCAUGCUUUCAGACUUUGUCCACCCCUCAUCUUUCCACUAACCUAGGCUCUCCCCACCCACCCCGCAUUCUACCCCC
Molecule: messenger RNA, 11606 nt
Organism: Mustela lutreola (European mink)
Lineage: Eukaryota; Metazoa; Chordata; Mammalia; Carnivora; Mustelidae
Gene: TRPM3
Product: transient receptor potential cation channel subfamily M member 3
Exons: 27
Coding region: 338-5608 (1756 amino acids)
Biological process (GO): monoatomic cation transmembrane transport; protein tetramerization
Cellular component (GO): membrane
Molecular function (GO): monoatomic cation channel activity
Source: RefSeq, a predicted model, not a curated record